This is a messenger RNA of Uranotaenia lowii, 894 nucleotides long. RefSeq names its product keratinocyte proline-rich protein-like. The transcript is spliced from 2 exons. The coding region runs from base 1 to 894 and encodes 297 amino acids. The record is from RefSeq and is a predicted model, not a curated record. NCBI's taxonomy places the organism in Eukaryota, Metazoa, Arthropoda, Insecta, Diptera, Culicidae.
AUGCCCUCCGGGAAAGAAUCGGCCGGAUUUGUUCCACCGAAACUGCUGGAAUUCGCGCGAACCGAGUGGCACGCCACGAAGUUAUUGUUGUUGUGCGGAAUCUACGGAACAGAUCCGAUGCCUUCCGGGCUAUCAUCGGUUCACACUUCUCCCUGUACAAGUCCCUGCCCUAGUCCCUGUCCUAGUCCUUGUCCUAGUCUCUGUCCUAGUUUCUGUCCUAGUCGCUGUCCUAGUCUCUGUCCUAGUCCCUGUCCUAAUCCCUGUCCUAAUCCCUGUCCUAGUCCUUGUCCUAGUCCCUGUUCUAGUCCCUGUCCUAGUCCUUGUCCUAGUCCCUGUUCUAGUCCCUGUCCUAGUCCUUGUCCUAGUCCCUGUUCUAGUCCCUGUCCUAGUCUCUGUCCUAGUCGCUGUCCUAGUCUCUGUCCUAGUCCCUGUCCUAGUCACUGUCCUAGUCCCUGUCCUAGUCCCUGUCCUAGUCCCUGUCCUAGUCCCUGUCCUAGUCCUUGUCCUAGUCCCUGUCCUAGUCCCUUUCCUAGUCCCUGUACAAGUCCCAGCCCUAGUCCCUGCCCUAGUUCAUGUCCUAGUCCCUAUCCUAGUCCCUGUCCUAGUUUCUGUCCUAGUCCCUGUCCUAGUCCCUGUCCUAGUCCUUGUCCUAAUCCUUGUCAUAGUCCCUGUCCUAGUCCCUGUCCUAGUCCUUGUCCGAGUCCCUGUCCUAGUCCCUGUACAAGUCCCUGUCCUAGUCUCUGUCCUAGUCGCUGUCCUAGUCUCUGUCCUAGUCCCUAUCCUAGUCCCUGUCCUAGUCCCUGUCCUAGUCCCUGUCCUAGUCCCUGUCCUAGUCCCUGUCCUAGUUUCUGUCCUAUUCCUUGUUCUAGUUUUAGUCAUCCUGUUUUUGUCUGA